GACAACUUGCAAAAUUGAUCGAACCAUUAAAUAUUAUUCCAAGUAAUAAAAUCGUAGAUUCAUAUAGAUUUCAAGCCUGCGAAAAAUCACCAUUACCAGAAUAUUAUGGUACUCCGAUUUAUGAUUUUAAAUGGGAUAUAAACGGCCGUGGACCGAAUAUAAGUAUUAGUGAAGACGGCUACACGAUCAGCACUACUGAAAAUAUGACUGAGCAUCAAAGUGUAAGAACAAAUUGUCUUAUGAGUAAUGGAACUUAUGAGUUUCAUGUUCUAUUCGAAAAAGUUUGUCUUAAUUCUUGG
Molecule: messenger RNA, 299 nt
Organism: Acaulospora morrowiae
Lineage: Eukaryota; Fungi; Glomeromycota; Glomeromycetes; Diversisporales; Acaulosporaceae
Source: the annotation of a GenBank genome assembly